This is a messenger RNA of Solea senegalensis (Senegalese sole), 1891 nucleotides long. RefSeq names its product nuclear factor 7, ovary-like. The record is from RefSeq and is a predicted model, not a curated record. The transcript is spliced from 2 exons. NCBI's taxonomy places the organism in Eukaryota, Metazoa, Chordata, Actinopteri, Pleuronectiformes, Soleidae. Gene Ontology annotation, molecular function: protein binding; zinc ion binding. The coding region runs from base 126 to 1766 and encodes 546 amino acids.
ACAAGUGAAAGUGAAAGUGAAUUUUGAAUUUGGUUGUUUCAGCUCAAGUCGACACCAGCGUGUUUGUGUUGCACUAAAUAUAGUUUGUCAGCAGCAGUGGCAACACUGAUCUUACAUGUUCAGAAAUGUCUUCAGCAGUCCUUCUACUUUCUGAAGAUCAGUUCCUGUGCUACAUCUGUCUGGACGUGUUAACUGAUCCAGUCACAUUACAAUGUGGACACAACUUCUGCAACAAGUGCAUCACUGAACACUGGAAUACAAAAGCCCAGUAUGAUUGUCCCGCUUGUAAACAGGUUUUCCAACAAAGACCUCAGCUGAAGGUCAACACUUUAAUUUCUGAGAUGGUUGCUCAGUUUAGACAUGAAGCUGAACAGAAAACCAGCAGCAGCAACUCAGAGCAAGACAUUAUCACACCAGGAGAAGUUCUGUGUGAUGUCUGCACUGUGACAAAAAAGAAGGCCCUGAAGUCCUGCCUGGUGUGUCUGGCCACCUACUGUGAGACUCACCUGGAGCCUCAUCUAACGGCUCCAUGUCUGAAAAGACAUCAACUGAUCCACCCUGUGGAGAAUCUGGAGGACAGGGUGUGUAAGAAGCAUGAAAAACCACUGGAGCUGUUUUGUAAGACGGACCAGACAUGUGUAUGCAUGCUCUGUCCUGUUUUAGAUCACAAGGACCAUCAGUUUGUUCCUCUGAAGGAAGAAUAUGAAGGGAAGAAGGAAGAGCUGAUGGAGACAGAGGCUGAGCUUCAGCAAAUGAUCCAGUUCAGACGAGUGAAGAUUGAGGAGACCAAACACUCAGUGAAGAUGAAUAAAGAUGAAGCAGACACAGAGAAAGCAGAAGGGGUCCAGGUCUUUACAGCGCUGAAGGAGUCUGUGGACAGAGGCCUGAACAAGUUAAUCAAGGAAAUCGAAGACAAACAGAGAAAGGCAGCGAAAGAGGCUGAAGACACUAUCACAGAGCUGGAACAUGAAAUCUCUGAGCUGAUGAAGAGGAGCAUUAAGGUGGAGCACGUCUCUCUCUCUGAAGACCACCUCCAUUUCCUCCAAAGCUUCACAUCCCUCAAAACUGCUCCACCCACCAAGGACUGUAAGGAGGUCAGAGUCUGUCCACCAUCAUCUUAUGAGGGGACUGUGGUGAGAGCACUAGCUCAGCUGGAGGAAAAUCUCCGUGAAAAGGCAAAGGCGCUUAAGCAGUCAGAAGUGAAAAGGGUCCAGCAGUUUGCGGUGGAUGUGACUGUUGAUCCUGACACAGCACACAAUGAACUUGUCCUGUCUGAUGAUGGAAAACAACUUUAUCAUAGUGGUGAGAAGAAGAAUCUACCAGACAACCCAAAGAGAUUUUCUCAAUGUACAUGUGCCUUAGGAAAGCAGAGUUUCUCAACAGGCAGAUUUUACUUUGAGGUUCAAGUCAAAGGAAAAACUGAUUGGGAUUUAGGAGUCGCCAGAUCAUCGAUCAAUAGGAAGGGGCAGAUCACCCCGAGACCUCAGACUGGUUACUGGUCAAUUAUGUUGAGAAAUGGAAAUGAGUACAGUGCAUUUGCCUCUCCUUCAGUCCGUCUCUCUCUGACGUCUCAGCCUGAGAAUGUGGGGGUGUUUGUGGAUUACGACAGGGGGCUGGUCUCCUUUUAUGAUGUUGAUGCUGCAGCUCUUAUCUACUCCUUUACUGGCUGCUCCUUCACUGAGAAUCUCCACCCAUACUUCAGUACAGAUGUUAAGUAUGGUGGUAAAAACUCUGCCCCUCUAAUCAUCAUCAAUCAUGUCCCGUGACUCAAAUUGAAUAGACAAACCAGUUACUAUGAACAGAGAAGUGAUUAGAGUGAGAAUUUGCAUCAAGAACUGAUGAUGAAUACUUUUUUUUGUAUCGUGUUUUAUCCACACAGAAAUGGAUCAGA